AUGGCAAGAGGUAAUCAAAGAGAUUUGGCAAGAGCCAAGAAUUUGAAGAAACAAAAGGAACAAGGAAAGAGCCAAAAGAAAGAUGGUGAUCCAAAGAAGAGAAUGGAAUCCGAUGCAGACAUCUUGAGAAAGAAGCAAGAAGCAGCCAAUGCUAGAAAGGAAGCUGAGAGCUUGGAGAAGUUGAAAGCUAAUAGAGAAAAAAGGUGA
Messenger RNA from Vanderwaltozyma polyspora DSM 70294, 207 nucleotides. RefSeq lists its product as uncharacterized. The record is from RefSeq and is a predicted model, not a curated record. NCBI's taxonomy places the organism in Eukaryota, Fungi, Ascomycota, Saccharomycetes, Saccharomycetales, Saccharomycetaceae. Bases 1 to 207 code for a protein of 68 amino acids. The transcript has a single exon.